Molecule: messenger RNA, 1855 nt
Organism: Mizuhopecten yessoensis (Yesso scallop)
Lineage: Eukaryota; Metazoa; Mollusca; Bivalvia; Pectinida; Pectinidae
Product: alpha-(1,3)-fucosyltransferase C-like
Exons: 2
Coding region: 120-1259 (379 amino acids)
Cellular component (GO): membrane
Molecular function (GO): alpha-(1->3)-fucosyltransferase activity
Source: RefSeq, a predicted model, not a curated record
CGAGUGUCGAUAGCAGUCAAUCCUUAGUAUAGAAUCGACCAUGAGGGCUGCUACAUACCAAAGGCCUUGCUGGAGAUUAUAAUACCUGUAAAAAGGUGCUUUAUUUACACAUCGUGAACAUGUCGUUGGAAACGCAGACAGGAAAAACGUCCUAUCUAAUCCCCAGUCGUGGAGCAGUGAAUUUCUUUUGCGUCACACUGUUUGGAUCGACAUUAAUGAUUGGAUUAUUCUUGAUUUCUCCCUCUCUCGGUCCUGUGGUACUAACAAGGACAGUAUACCCUCCAAGGUUAGUGAACACCAGUGAAUCACCUAUACGGGUGCAUUAUGUUAAUCGCCCACCAUGGAUAAGUAUGGAUAUUUUUUCCAAGUGUGGUCACAAAUGUUAUAUGACAGCUGGCGGAGGAAAUUCGUACAGUGACAGUGAGGUUGUCGUCUUCCAUACACCAUACGUCAAAGAAAAACAUCCUCCAAAGAAAAUAGGACAAAUUUGGGUUUUCCACUCGUUGGAACCACCAUGGCUGCAUUGGUGCAAGUUUAAUAACUGGAAACGUAAAUUUAACUGGACAAUAAGUUAUAGGAGAGAUUCGGAUAUUUUAUAUGCAUACGGAGGGUUUAAAACCAGAAACAUAAAUCAAAGUGCUUGGGAUAAUGAAACAAGUCAGUUUAGCGAAAAGUGGCUAAAGAAAUCGAAAGACAUUGCAUGGAUGGUUUCCCAUUGUGGAACGCCUUCGAAACGUGAUGAUUAUGUCAAUAUACUGAAAAACAUGACCAUGGUGGAUAUUUACGGAAAAUGUGGCAAUAAGAAAUGUCAUCGAGAUAAAACUGAGGAGUGUUUAAAGCCAUAUAAAUUUUAUCUGUCUUUUGAAAAUGAAUUAUGUGAAGACUACAUUACGGAAAAGAGUUUUAAAAUGUACAACUCUUUGUUGGGUCCCAUACCUAUAAGUCGGGGUGGUUCCAACUACUCAAUGUACCUUCCGCCCGGAUCUUAUAUAGACGCGUCUAAAUUUAAACAUAUUUCUCAUCUUAAAGCUUAUGUUGAUUCUGUAUCCAGGAACAUCACAAAAGUGAAGGAAUAUAUGAGCUGGAGAAAACAUUAUAAGAUAUAUGUAGAUCAUUCAAUCCCAUUCUGUGAGCUUUGUCGAAGACUUCAUUUAAAGGAUAAAGAUAAGUACAAAAGAAUGUAUGAAGACAUUGGAGAGUGGCACAGGGGAGAUAAAUCAAAAAGAAAAAGUUGUCGAGAGCCUCAAGACUUGUUAUGAAUAAAAUAUAUAACAGGAAGAUGUUGCAGAAUGACAGUUUUUUACAUACGCUGCAUCAAUAGCAGGCUACUUUACUUGUGAGUAUACCCCGGUAUCAAUGCCGGACAUGUACGAGCCGAUUUCCGGUUCCUGUUUACAGGACACAACGAAUAAAGACAUUAUUGGGUAUUAUAGUUACAUUAUGAUCAGGUAUUUACCAGUAUAUAGACAUUUUAAGCUAUAAAUUUAACCCAAUAACAAUGUUCUUUCGUAAAAAUGUCAUAAAAUAAAUGCUGUUUUUACAUUGAAUUAGAAUUUUUUAAAGGAGAUAGUUAGGAAAAUGUUUCAUUGUAUAAAAUGCACUAAUUCAAACCCCAUUGUUGCAAACAGUAUAUCCAACCUCCUUUGAUUCGAGUGGUUAUGAAUCCUUUCUGACAUUCCGAAUAAACUGCAUGUUAUAGUUUGAAGAUGUUUUUUUUGUGAUUUUGCUUAUUUUCUUUUAUUCCAAACUGAAUAUGUGGUGAAAUAUGGUCCUUUCGACCGCCAACAUCGGCUUUAAAAAUUAUAAAUAUUCAAACAUUGCAUGUUAUUUAUGGAUUAAAGAAGAUAUCAACCAC